CUUAUAGCCCAGAUUGCAGUGACUGUGAGAAGGACCAGGCGAAUAAAAACCCUAAAUCCUCUGGGAGACCAGAGGCUUCCAGCUCAGAAGUGACCAGAGUUUGCUUUGUGUGUUGCCACAACGAGGAGGAACCAUGGUCAGCCGAUUUGAACACCCAGCCGGUGGCUACAAGAAGAUUUUUGAGACCUGCGAGGAGCUGUCUGAAGCUCUCCCGGCAACAGUCACAGGAAGGAUUCCUUCAUAUCUGAAGGGAAGUCUUCUCCGUUUGGGACCUGGCCUGUUUGAAGUUGGAGAUGAACCCUUCUAUCACCUCUUUGAUGGCCAGGCCCUCAUGCACAAAUUUGACUUCAAGAACGGCCAGGUCACCUAUUUCCGGAAAUUUAUCAGGACAGAUGCUUACGUGCGAGCCAUUACAGAGAAACGCGUGGUGAUCACUGAGUUUGGUACAUUUGCGUACCCUGAUCCCUGCAAAAACAUCUUCUCCAGGUUUUUCUCUUACUUCAAAGGUGUUGAGGUCACAGACAACUGCCUGGUGAAUGUCUACCCUGUUGGUGAGGAUUAUUACGCUGUAACAGAAACCAACUACAUCACCAAAGUAAACACUGAUACCCUGGAGACGCUGAAGAAGGUUGAUAUGUGCAACUUUGUCAAUAUCAACGGAGUGACGGCCCAUCCUCAUAUAGAGCGAGACGGUACUGUGUACAACAUUGGAAACUGCAUGGGGAAAGGUGCGACGCUGGCCUACAACAUUGUCAAGAUCCCACCCACGCAGAAAGACAAAUCCGAUCCCAUUGAGAAAUCAAAGGUGGUGGUGCAGUUCCCCAGCAAAGAGAGGUUCAAGCCCUCGUAUGUGCACAGCUUUGGCAUGACAGAAAACUACUUUGUCUUUGUGGAGACCCCGGUGAAAAUCAACCUGCUGAAGUUCCUGAGCGCUUGGAGCAUCCGCGGCUCCAACUACAUGGACUGCUUUGAGUCCAACGAGAGCCAAGGAACCUUGUUCCACAUUGCCAAGAAGGAAGGAGAGUACAUUGACCUCAAGUUCAAAGGAGCAGCCAUUGGCAUGUUUCAUCACAUCAACUCCUACGAGGACCAAGGGUUCAUUGUUUUCGACCUGUGCGCAUGGAAAGGUUUUGAGUUCGUUUACAACUAUCUCUGGUUGGCCAACCUGAGAGCCAACUGGGAGGAGGUGAAGAAGGCGGCCAUGAUGGCUCCCCAGCCGGAGGUGCGCCGAUACGUUAUUCCCCUGGAUGUCCACAAGGAGGAACAGGGGAAGAACCUCGUGAGCCUGCCGUACACCACGGCCACAGCUACCAUGCACGCUGAUGGGACGAUCUGGCUGGAGCCAGAGGUGCUGUUCUCUGGACCUCGCCAAGCCUUUGAGUUUCCCCAGAUUAACUACCAGAAGUACGGCGGGAAGAAUUACACGUACGCCUACGGCCUCGGCCUCAACCAUUUCAUACCAGACAGGAUCUGCAAGUUGAACGUGAAGACCAAGGAGACCUGGGUAUGGCAAGAGCCUGACUCCUACCCCUCAGAGCCCCUGUUUGUUCAGACCCCUGAUGGAGUUGAUGAGGAUGAUGGUGUGCUGCUGACCAUCGUGGCGGCUCCCGGCUCCCAGAGACCAGGAUACCUCCUCAUCCUCAACGCCAAGGAUCUGUCCGAGGUGGCCCGAGCUGAGGUGGAGUGCACCAUUCCCGUCACCUUCCACGGGAUGUACAAACCCUAACGAUACCUUACUCAGGGUAUCAGCAGUACAUACAGGGUUGUCAGUUGUCAUUCAGUAUUAGAAGACCAAUAAAUUAUGAUCAAAAGCAUCAUUGUGUCAGAAAAAUAAAGUUUUCCUCUUUGAGUAAAUGAUUGUAUUUCCUCAUUUGUAGCCAUUUUUUGUGCCUUCUGAGCCAUAUAUUGUAUGUCUAAGUAGAAUUUCUGAGGCUGUCAGUAUUACUAGAAACAAAUAUGGAUUUGUUCACAUCAUGUUUCAUACUAUUAGUUAAUGGUUGCCAAAAUAAAAGUAUCAGUAUCAAUGCA
Messenger RNA from Mugil cephalus (flathead mullet), 2028 nucleotides. RefSeq names its product retinoid isomerohydrolase RPE65 a (gene rpe65a). Gene Ontology annotation, biological process: zeaxanthin biosynthetic process; retinal metabolic process. The record is from RefSeq and is a predicted model, not a curated record. The coding region runs from base 134 to 1726 and encodes 530 amino acids. NCBI's taxonomy places the organism in Eukaryota, Metazoa, Chordata, Actinopteri, Mugiliformes, Mugilidae. The transcript is spliced from 14 exons. Gene Ontology annotation, molecular function: all-trans-retinyl-ester hydrolase, 11-cis retinol forming activity; beta-carotene 15,15'-dioxygenase activity; retinol isomerase activity.